Striga asiatica is the source of this 2894-nucleotide messenger RNA. NCBI's taxonomy places the organism in Eukaryota, Viridiplantae, Streptophyta, Magnoliopsida, Lamiales, Orobanchaceae. The record is from the annotation of a GenBank genome assembly.
CCCGUUCAGCUCAUAUCUCUCUCUCCUCUCGAAUCCGUCGUCUCCUCUCUCAGCCGCAAGACGAGUAGCCCUAGCUUAACUUCCUCCAUGAUUUCCGGCCACCCCUCCAACAGCCCUAGUCUCUCCCAUUUUUAACCACCAGAAUUUCAGCCACCACUCUCAAUUCUCCCUCAGAAGAAGUUCACAGAGAAAAUUCCAAAUUAAUUCCAGUACCAGAUCAUCGGCGAACUAGACCCGAUCUCCACUGCGACUGAAAUAGACCGAACACGCAGCGGCCGAGAGAGAACACGGCCGAGAUCAGGCCUCCAACGGGCCAAGCAGCAGCCAAACUCGAGCCUUAUCCGCGGCCAACAGCGACGCAAAGCCGGGACCAAGCAGCAAAUUACGGCGGGAGUACUUGACCGAAGAGCUUCAGUUUUUCCGACGGCUGAGGGCGGGCAUCGAGCAACCGAGGCUGAGAGCGAGUAAGCUGCGCCGGAGAGCCACGAGUUUGCCGACGAGUCAGACCGAGUUCCAUGCGACCGUGAGCAGUAGAUUUCCGGCGAAGAGGCCAGAACUGCUCCGACGGAGCUGCGACCUUAGCGAGCCACCACAAAGACCGAAGCUCUAGAUUUCCAACGAGCACCUUCUAGUCGCGGCUGAAAUCAGAUUUCCAGCGUUCCAGGCCGAGCCGACAAGCGUUGUCCAGCGGCUGAGGGCUGGCCUUACUUUGACCGAGAUAAGAGUCUGUUAGCGAGUCGAACUUUGCCGGAUUCUGAGAGUCGAGAGCCGAGAGCCUCAGCCGAGGCCCUUUUCAGACCCGAGACCCAAGCUUGUCGUCCUUACCUUUCCCGAAGAGAGGAUUAGGACAUAGAAAUCAUACCCAAAAGUAAUGAAGGAAGUAAAAGAUCACUGAGGAAAAAAAAAGACGAAAAGUUGCAAUGGAAAAGCUUUUGGAAUUCGGUAGGAAAGCGAUGUUCUAUGUUAGGGUUCUUUCGGGAUAUGAAGAGCGCAAAAUCAGAUCUUACAGACUGCAGCUCCAACAACGCCUUCAACAGGCUCAAGAGAGGAAAGAAGCUCUUAAGAAGGUUCCUGAACAAAUUAUUUUAUCAGAGGUGCGGAAAAUGGUGGAGGAUAUGCAGUCUUUGAAUAAGAAGUUGGAAGAAACAGAAGCAGCCAUUGAGGAACACUUUAAGCCGAUAGACAAGGAAGCUGAGAUUAUUAUGAAAACACAGCUCGAAGGUGAGGAGAAAUCUAUGAGAGAGAUGGUAAUGGCCAUGCAGAGACAAGCUCUACUCGAGCAAGCUGAAGCCGAAAGAAGUGCGAAUUCGCGAAAUUCUAACAAGACAGAUCAAAGUAUUCAACAACCAACUGGCGUGGAAAAGAAAACUGAGAUGGCUUAAUCAUGUCCGCCUCCCCAGUUCUUUUAGUGUAUCACAAUAAGGUUUUAUACUGGAUAAUUUUAAGUGUCUUGAAAUUUUAAUUUCUGGACAAUGCAGUAUGUUGAAGCAUGGAGAGCUUGUCAAAUAAUGACUUCUGUGGCAAGAUUGUGCUCAAGUGGCCCCUGUGUGUUAGUUUUCAGUUUUCACCAGUUUUGUUUAAGCUUAUUUGUUUUUUAGGGAUGUUUAAGAAAGUUGCCAAAGGAAGUUCCUCAAGUGUUUCUGUAAGAACUAACAAUUACUCAAUAAGUGUUUUAAGAUUAUACAACCUUAACUGAUUCCAGGCAGUUACUUAUUUUUCAUAACUGUAACAUUGUUCAUCAUUAUAGAAAAAUACAAAAUAUGCACUUGAUUGAGGCUACAAGGAAGCAGAAUUCUUCUUGGCUAUGGGCUAGUUGGCUGUUUGUGCUGAAGGUGUGUGGGAAUUGGAUGAGAGUAGAAAUCAGAACUGGCAAGGAGAUUAGAAUUUGGGACCAACAUUGGAUUCCAGAUAAGAUUGGCAGGGACGUGGAGCUUCUACCAGUGAUGAAUAGAGAUAUUAAAUGGGUUUGUGAUCUGAUGGCAGGGGUUUGGAUGUAAACAAACUUAGAUCCACCUUUACUUCUGAAUUCUGCAACUCUAUAUUGAGCAUAUGAUUCUCUUAAUCCUAAUUCAGAGGACAUUUGGGUAUGAGAAUUGCACAGAAAAGGGUUGUUUACAGUCCAAUCCACAUACUCCAAACUCAUUACAGAGAAGUUUCUUAAACAAGUCACUGCUCAAUCUAGUAGGGACAUGGAUGCAGAUAUGAAGGUAAGAGCAAGAACAUGGAGACUCAAGGUAAUGGGAAAGGUCAAGCACUUCGUUUGGAAGUGCUGUAACGGAACCUUACCAGUGAAUAUAAAUCUGAGAGCUAAAGGGAUUGGGGUGGAUCAUAUUUGCAGGAUGUGUGGAGAGGAGAGUGAAUCUGUUGAGCAUAUUCUUUUUCAUUGCAGGUUUGCAGCAACUGUGUGGAAACUGGCUCCACUUGAUUGGAUUGGGCCUCAAGGCACAGAAUCCUUUAAAUCCUAGUGGUGGCAAAUUUGUAAACUUGACAAGAGUGAGACUUCUGAAGCCCGUAUUCAACUAUCGACUUAUAUUUUGUGGUGACUUUGGAAGUCUCGCAACCUUUGGGUGUUUGAAGAAGUUCGAAGACCUGCACACAUUGUGGUUAGAGCAGCAAUCCUUGAUUGGGAGGCUUUUCUCAACAACAAUAGGUGUUAGGUCUCUUGUUUUGUUGCUUUGAUUUGUAUUUGUAUUGGUAGGGUAUUUGGCUCUUGUAAUAGUGUAGGCUGUUUUCAUGCUUUGUGGUUAGUUGGUCUGUUGUUGGGUUGAAGAAUAAAGGUUCGGUUGAGGGUAACCGCUUUACUCUUUGUUAGUGUUUUACUAGUUUGACAGUGUGGGCUCGGUGUGGUGCUCUCAUGUCUCGGCUUUCGAGGUUAUAUGGACAUCGUUUUUUUG